Urocitellus parryii (Arctic ground squirrel) is the source of this 2429-nucleotide messenger RNA. It is a transcript of the gene Dthd1, whose product is annotated as death domain containing 1. Gene Ontology annotation, molecular function: protein binding. The record is from RefSeq and is a predicted model, not a curated record. Gene Ontology annotation, biological process: signal transduction. Lineage: Eukaryota; Metazoa; Chordata; Mammalia; Rodentia; Sciuridae.
CACUGCUCUUCUUCUAAAGAAAGAAGAAAAGGAGAUGUGUAAUUUAUGCAGGAUGCAUGAUGAACAUACUCCACAGCGGACAAUGACCACCAUUCAUGACACCAAAGCAACAGACAUUGCUGCAAGAGAGGAACUAAAUGUCAUAGAAACAGCUACUGUUUCUCCCACAAAUGAGGAGGAAAGCCAUUACACAAAUCAGGUUCAGUUAAAAGAAAAUAAAACACACAUAAAUUCUGAAUUAGUGGAAAGAGAAAACAAUGUAUCAUUGAAUGGAAAUGUUACAGGGCAAGAAACGUCACAGAACACCAUGUUCCCAGAUAAUGCAGAAAAUGAAGAUGAUAAACAAAUAGGACACGUGACUGCUGAGAACAUCAAUGGCAACAAGGAGGAGAUUCAUGACAUAAUCCAGAUAACAAAAAGAGAAAUUCAAGGGACCUCAGAAAGCCAAAGAGAAGAGAUUACCACAUCCUCAACAACACGGGAUAUCUCCAGUAAACUUGUGAAUAAUCUUCCCAGUGACUCAGACAGUCUAAAGCAAAAGAGUAGCAUAAUGGAAAAGGAGUAUCUUAUGCUGAGCGAGGAGUCUGACCCCCAAGUGUCUUGCUACAUUACAGCACCAUCACGUGUCCUACAGCAGCUGGAGUGCCGGAUAGUUAACAGCAUGAGUUGCUUAAUAGUGAGUGAUAAUGAAGAGCUGGUUAGCAAUGUCAUCUCCAUUGAAUGCUCAGAUAAGGAAGAGAGAAUUCCAUUUCCAAUAUGCAUUGCAAUUCCAUUUACUGCACGUUACAGGGGAAAUUACAGAGACAUCAUGGUGAAAGUGUCUGACAUAAACCUUCAAUCAAGUUACCUAACCCCAAAUUCACUAGAAGGAAUGAGAGGAAGUUACAAGGGAACCUGCGCAGCCGUGAAAGCUUACAAGUUGGGUAUAUUUUCAGUUGUGUCUUGUUUAAAGAGAGAGUCCUUUACAGUAACAAAAAAAGGCCUCACUGUGAAGUCAAGCGUGGAUUCCCGAAUAUCCUUGAGUUACCCCCCAGGAGUUUUCAGCUCACCGGUGCUGGUACAAUUAAAGAUCCAACCAGUGGACCCAUCUCUGAUUGCAUAUUUAAAAGCACAGCAAGAAGCUUCCUACUCAGUACUGUCCACAAGUCCUCUGAUUCAUGUUCAGCACCCAUCAACACAUCCUUUCCAGAAGCCCGUUACUAUAUUCCUACCUUGUUUUCCACACCAAGAUAAGAAGAAUCUUGUGUCGGAAAAAGAUCAUAAAAGAGCAAUUACUGCCACAACAAGCAGGAUCACACCUCUAUAUGUCUACCGGACAAAAAGUGCUUCCACAAGAAAACUUGGGAACAAUACCUGUGAAUCUUUGAAAUUACUGGGAUACAGAAGCCAAGACACUGGUUGGUUUGGGCUUGAUGAUGUUGUGGUGAGAACCAUCCAGAGUGGCUUGAUAUCAUUUGAAUUGCAUGAACAUUUAGAGAGGUUCAUUGUACUUCACCUCUCUUCCACUGUGGACAAGAGCCAUUUGGUUUCUUUUGUAAAGUCUUUGGAGGAUGCCUUGCUCAGCACCACUGCUUGCGUAGUUUUGUCGCACCAGAAGGACAAUCCACACCGAGUGGUUGUUUUAGUGGUGCCUUCUAAAGAUUUAAACCAGACACUUAAGGACUUGCUCUUAGAAGGAUUUGGAGGACUUCCAGAGUCAUCUCGUCAUUUCCAAGUAAGAGAAGGAGAACAACUGCUUUUAAGGUUUACUGGAAACAUAUUUGGUUCAAGCAAUGGGAAGGAUUAUGGAAAAGAAUAUCAACUUAUUUUUCACUUGCAAAGAAAACCCAGGCUGGAACUCCAAAUCAAAGAGGUGGAUGAAUUUGGAAACUACAGCUGUCCCCAUUAUAAGGGAACCAUUGUAUUUUAUAAAGUACCUAAGGAAAAGAUAGUUCCCAACCUGGACCAAUCUCUCAUACUUAAUGAAAAUCAUUAUGAGUUGCCAAUUUGCAAAUUACCAUUGAAAUUGCCAAAGCAUGAAAAAUUAAUCAACCGUCCACAGAGUACCAAGAGAAUUUCUAAAGAUCCUCUAGAAGCCCUUUGGGAUAACUUGUUCCACUGGCUGGCAGAGGAACUCUCAGAAGAAAAUGCGGAGGUCCUUACCUCGUCCCUCCCUCUGCGCCGCAGCACCAUUCAGCUCAUCAAACUCAAGCACCCUGAUGACCUCACAGAGCAGAUCCAUGAACUUCUUUGUUUCUGGAAAAAAUCUCUCCCAACUUCCACUGACAAAGUUCGCCUCCUGGCUCGUCACCUUCGCAAGAUGGGCAGGAGUGAUCUUGCAGGAGAGUUCAAGUUCAAGUGGGAAAAUAAAGUGUUCACUGAACCCGAACAGUGGUUUGAUAUGGAACCUGAGUAAGAGCUGGUGACUCAUCCUUUUGCCCUAGAAAAAG